Eupeodes corollae is the source of this 12024-nucleotide messenger RNA. RefSeq lists its product as uncharacterized. The coding region runs from base 1257 to 12017 and encodes 3586 amino acids. The record is from RefSeq and is a predicted model, not a curated record. The transcript has 8 exons. Gene Ontology annotation, molecular function: protein binding. Lineage: Eukaryota; Metazoa; Arthropoda; Insecta; Diptera; Syrphidae.
UGCUGUAUUGGUGAUCGUGGAAAAAAUAACACACUCGACUCCAAUGGCCGCCAUUUAUUGAAUUUGUAGGCACUUGGGAAAAUGGUCCGAUUUUUCAACUUCGAAUUGCUCUGGUAGAAUUCCAUAAAAAUAUUUUGAAAAAUUGUACAAACUAUAGUGAAUUAAAGCAGUUCUCAAGUGAACAUUGAAUUUUGUUUAUAAUAAAAGUGAAAAUAGCUAAAAAAGCUCUACGAAAUUUGUUGACAUUUUUCCUUACAAAAUUCUGUACUCUUAUUUGUGCUGUUGGUACCCAAACCCAACUUAAAUCUUUUUUUUUUUCUAGUGCAGACUUUGUCGCGGGUGUUUCUAUUCUCAAAUCAAAAAAGUUCUCUUCAUCCAUUUAUAAUAAUUCUACGUAAACGUUUUGCUGCUAAGCUACAACGUCAAUUCCGAAAGAAAAAUAAAUAAAAUCAUCUAAAAUAAAUAAUUGAAAACGAAAAGAAAAAAAAGAAUAUUUUCAGUGAAUAAAAAGAAAAUUGUGGAAUUUUCGGGGAAGUUUUCCUUGUGAAUGUUUUAACUUUCCCACCAACCAACGACGGUGGCAUUUGGCUGAACUAAUUGAAUAUGAAAUCAAAGCCUUAAAAAGAGGGAAUGAAACACCAAUCAUUUAACAAUCGGAAAAUAAACUACAAGAAACAACCCUAGCAAAAGAACAAACAAAAACCAGAUCCAAUAAAAACAAAAAAACAACAAAACGAAACAAAAAUUAUUUAAAAACUUAAUAAAAUUGUUGUCUUUAGAAACAGUAAUGUUAUCAGAUGUGAUGGCUUACAAUGUAAUGUCAACGGAAACAAAGAAUUCUCUUGAUAUUUAUAAAAAUAGCCCCCAUGAUUUUGGGGGCCCACCAUCAGCGUUACUGUCACCGAUAAAGCCCGAUGAUAACAGUUAAGUGUAAAAUAAACAAAAAAAUAGUUAAUAGAAAAUUAAACAAAAAAAAGAAAAAAAAACUUUUAAAAAAUUUAACAAAAAAAUGAACUUUCUAAGGAAUUUAUAAACAAAAAUAAGUGAACAAUAUUUAAAAGAAAACAAAAAAAUCCAAAAACUCAACCAACUACACAAGAAGAAAAAAAAAACUAAAAGGAUUAAUCAUAAGAAAAAAAAAAAGAAAAAGAAAACAAAGAAAGAAAUUGAUUUUCUUUAAAAACUUCUUCUUCGACGUUAGUAUCUAUCUAUCUAAGCAAAUGCCAAGAGUGGCAACACAAAAAUAGCUUAUUGCAAUGCCAUUACAAUCGUCGGGUAUAAUUGUUGUAGAAAAGACAUCAGUUAUUGCUGGUUCAGGCACAACAACAACUUUAACCAAUAACAAGUCAAAUCUGCAACAAUUUUAUGAAUUUUACGAUGUCAAUGAUGGCAAUGUGGGUAACAUUAUCACCGAAACAAACAAUAAUAACAACAACAACGGUAAUAGCAAUAGUAGCAAUAAUAGUAAUCCCCUAAUGCGUCGACAUCAGCGUACGAUAUCAUCGUCGUCUUCGUCGUCGAUACAUUCACCAUCUUCCACAUCUAUUCAACAACAGCAACAACAACAGCAGCAGCAACAACUUAAACAUCACCAAGUUGUUACAACAAAUCUUCAAACACUUGCCUAUAAUCAACAACAACAGCAACAACAACAACAGCAGCAACAGCAGCAGCAAAUGAAUCAGCUUAGCCAACAGCAGCAGCAGCAUCAUCAACAAACAUCAUCUUCAGGAGGUGGAGGAGGAACAGCAGGAGCAUCAGCAGGACAACAGUUGAUUGUAAGCGAAGAGUAUCUCGAGCACGCACAAAACUCAGGAGCAAACAGCGCGUCUAAUAAUGGAGGCAAUGGCAAUGGAAAUGUCAUGAUAUCAACAACGAAUGAAGUGCUAAAUCAGCAGAUAAUCAAAAUUGUUACCGCCGGAGGACCGUCUGGCAACAUGAUCAUAGAUUCCAUGGGCAAUGUGACCACCACAAAUGGAAGUGGUGGCAGCGUUGGCGGAAACAAUGGUACCUCUAAGGUACUCUUUAACAACCUGACCGUGAUGUCGAAGCAGACAAAUUCAGCUGGUACUGGAGGAGUCCAAACGACAGCGACUAGUCAGUUAACACAACAGCAGCACCAUCAGCAGACAAUAAACUUUGUGAAUGCCAAGAGUCUGCCCUACAUUACGACGACAUCGAAAGGACAAACUACCACCUUGCAAAAGAUGACUGCUUAUAAGACGAAUAACAUUUCCAUAAAACAAGGAAACCAGCCGUCGCAACAACAACAGCAUCAUGUCCUAACUUCAGCGGGCAGACAAACUGUCAUUGGAAAUCAGCAGCAGGGGCAGUCCCAGCAGCAAGUCGUUCAGAAGGUGACUAUGCCGCGGAAUGUACAAAUGGUAACAAGAGUCCAGACGUUAGUUGCUCCGCAGCACUCACCCCAGCAGCAACAGCAACAACAGCAGCAUAUGCCAAACAGUGGUCAGAUGGUGGUGCAACAAAAAUACGUUCACAAUGUUGUCACUACUGGAAGCUCUGGUAUUGCCAAGACAAAUUUGAUCAAGAAAUCCACCGGACAAUCGAUGAAGCUGCAGCAGCAUAAGAUAAUCAGCACUCAACAGCAGCAGCAGGGAGUGAAAACGUUUAUUCAGCAACAGCCAAGUGGUGGCAACAAUCAACAGCACUAUCAAACGAUCAAUAUCAACCAAAGCCAGCAUCAGAAUUCAUCAAGCGGGAUACCACAGACGACUCUGAAGCACAUCAAGUCACAGAAAAUCAUCAAACAAUACAAUAAUGCGAUCACAAAUAGCAGUGGUGCGGUCUCUGUGGCGACUUUGCACCAUAAUCAUUCCGUUAAUGCUUCUUCGGUGCCGACAUCGGGAACCUACACAAUAAGCAAUAAGAUCAAUAACGCCGGAGUGCAUCAACAACAUUUGACAACGAAGCUAUCGAAACAUCCGAAGUAUGUUAUGCAAAAUCAUAUUGUCAUUCCUUCGUCGCAGAAUCAAAAUCACAAAGUGGUGAAUAAUGCCAACGGAAACAGCAUCAUGGUCAACCAGCAGAUUUUAAAUACAAUAAACUCGUGCAACAAUAGUUCGGGAACAAUCAAAUUUGUGAAUGCUCAUGGAACAGUUAUUCAACAACAGCAGCAGCAGCAGCAACAACAACAGCAGCAACAGCAGCAGCAGCAACAACAGCAAGCUCCGACUAUUAUUACCACGACAACUCAAAAAGUGCGAACGAAUAGUGGGAGCAGCGGAGGUGGCGGUGGUGGUGGAAAUAACAACCACCAAUACCAAGCACAGCAGCAAGUCCACAUUACGCAACAGCAAUUCGUUACACAAGAAGGAUCAAAAUCUGACGGCAAUAAUAUCUACCAUGUAUCGUCUACUCCAUCAGGAAACUUCAUACAAAACUCUGGCCCUCCGCAACAACAAAACACCCAACAGAGCUCGCCCCUGCACACGGAUGAUAUCAUGAUUGUAAAUGGUACACAAAUGACCGAUGAACUAUCGGCCAGGAUUCUCCAAAGUAUGGCCCAGAAAUCGUUUAAUAACCAGCAACGAUUCCAUCAGCAGCAGCAGCAACAACAACAGCAGCAACCGCAAUCAAAUACAUCAAAGUUAAUACACCAGUCAAGCAAUAUGCCGCCACCAUCACAGCUAACGGUGCAACAACAACACCAUGCCUCAACAUCGAAUCUGAUUUUAUCACCCAAAGAAUAUCCAAUCUACGGAGUUCAGCAACAGCAACAGCAAUACCAACAACAGCAGCAACAGAGAUUAUGCAAUAGUGCGCCCAAUAGCCGAUCACAAUCACUCGAGAGGAAAUAUCACGAUACAACAAUAUCAACGAAGAAAUCAACAACGGAGUACUAUAAAGUCAAAAACGACACCAUUAUAAAUCAGCAACAGAUUCAACAACAACAUCAUCUGCACCACCAGCAAUCAUCAGCGGCAGCGAUGGCAUCAAGAAUUCCAAUUGGAACAACAUUGACACAACAUCAACACCAUCAUCAACACCAACAACCCCAACACCAGCAGUCACAACAACAGCAGCAGCAACAACAACAACAGCAGCAGCAACAACAACAUCAUCAUCAUCAUCAACAGCAGCAACAACAACAACAACAACAUCUACAGCAGCAACAACAACAACCACAUUAUCAGCAACAUCCAAAGCGGUCGCCGCCUUCCCAUGCUGAUCAAGAUGAUGAGUUAAUUGGUGAAGAAGUACGUCCGAUUCCUGUUAAUACGAACGAUGUACGUCUGCAAGUACUGCAAGCGGUAUUACAGGAUCACACAUAUGUCGUACCGAUGCCAACCCGAUUCCCAAUCGAUUUGCCAUCUUCAUCGCCUGUGGCUCCAUCGACUGUUGUUGUUCAACAACCAACCAACCAACAUCUGCAGCAACACCAAAACCAACACCACCAAAACCAAACAGCGUCAAUUUCUUCUGCGGUGAUUUCUUCAAUGCCAACAGCGCCAGUGGUCGGGCAAUCUAAUAAAACCCUCCCAGAUACAAAAGUUGUGUAUUCGACAAGUUUACCCAACAACGCAUCAGGUCAAGUUUCCCAGUUGUCCUUGAUCAAUGUGAGUGCUCAGAACCAACAUGUUCCAUCAACAACAUCAACGUACACAAUGUACGGACAACAAAUUGUAAGACCACAGCAAGAUGACGAUGCACACUCAGCCAUUAGCAAUGGUUCUACAAGAGUAACUGGAGCAUCCGGGGAAAUUGAUCCUGGCGAAGAGACCGAGACAGCACCUGAAGCAGAAGCUGAAGAUGACUCAAUAACACGGUGUAUCUGCGACCUCACUCACGACGAUGGUUACAUGAUUUGCUGUGAUAAAUGCUCUGCGUGGCAACAUGUCGAUUGUAUGGGCAUUGAUCGUCAAAACAUACCUGAUGAAUACCUCUGUGAGUUAUGUCAACCCCGUGAUGUAGAUCGUGCUCGAGCUCGAAGCUUGCAGCUGCAAAAACGAAAAGAACAAACCCAAAUGCUCCUAAACGCAACUCAGAUGAAUACUGUUGGACUUACUCUCAUUCCCAAUGAUCCGUCCAAAGCAAGUGUGACAUCGGGAGUGCUUCAACAACAACAGCAGCUUGGAGCUGCUUCUGGAUUGCCCGGUUCUACUGCUCCUCCACAACUCAAUAAAAAGGGCAAACUCAUCAAACGAAAAGAACUGGUGAAGAAGGCAAAGAAAGAAAAGACGCCAGGAGUAACGGCUGCGGCGAAGCGACGAGAGGGCAAGAAAACAACAAAGAGAAAGUCAAAGAACAACUCGGGAGACCCGGUGGACAAACACGCUGCAAACCUCCGCCAGUGGAUUGAAAACUACGAAUUGGCUGUAACCAAUCAUUAUUCACCUGAGCUAAGAGCUCGUCUUCACGCCAUCAGCAAACAGCCGAGCCUCCUGCAGACCAUCACGGCGAGGGAGAACAAAGCCCUCAAGCACUGCGGCAGCCUUGAAAACAAAGCUACAACAGUACCACAUGCGGGUGGAAAAAUUCUCAUCAGCAACUUCGACAUCCCGCCGAAUUCCCCAAUAUUCGAACUGCGCGGGAAGUACAUGCUAACUACACAGUACAAAAAUUCAAACACUACUGUCAACAUGAAUAGUCCUCCUCCAUCGAAUUACCUACAGACGCUUAAGUCGCACAAAAUUCCGGGUGCAUUCAUAUUCUUCUAUCAGAUGACCGGCGGGAGUGGCGGCAAUGAUGGGAUGCCAAACGGUCCUGAGAUUUGUGUUGACACCCGAACCUACGGAAACGAGGCACGCUUUGUGAGAAGAAGUUGUCGUCCGAAUGCGGUCAUCCAGCACUUGUUCGAAAAAGGAACCAUUCACCUGUACAUUGUGUCGCUCACAAAUAUCAUGGCAAGCACCGAAAUCACUAUCAAACACGAGCCGCAUGACUUACUUGCCUUGGAGAACAAGAAGCAAUACAGCUUUGCUAUCCAGCCGACCAGCACGAGCUGCGCAUGUGGCCUGACAAAAGAUUGCUUGUUUGGUGUUCCGGCACCACUGCUGCCUGCUGCGGCGCCCGCAACUACAAAACCCGCUCGAAGCAAUAGCAAGGUUGUGCUAAAUGGUUGUGUGGAGAAAAGUGGUGGAGCCACGACGGCAGCGUCCAAAAAGAAGGCCCAAAAUAUGAAUCGUGGAAGAAGCACUUCGUCCAGUGGAGACAGCAAUGCCGGUCUCCUCAGUCCUAAUAACAAUAACAACAACAAUAGUUAUGCGCCCAAUUUGUACAACUCAGCUGCGUCCAUUGCAAGUUUGAUGCAUGAUUCGGGAGUUUACACUUCCUCAUCUUCGCCUUCGGUAUCGAUUCCGUCGCCUCCAUCGGCACACAUCAGUUCUCCACCAGUGCAACCAAUCCAAGCAUUACAGAUGCAAUCACAAUCAGUGCAGCAAUUAGUGCCUCAGCAAGUGCAGCAUGUGGCGCACUUGAAAUUGACACCACCCUCAAUGCAGCCUGUGCAGCAGCCUGUUAACACUCUGCAGCACCUGCCACAACUGCAGCACCUGCCACAACUGCAGCACCCGCCACUACAGCUGAACAAUCUCCCAGCGCCGUUGCUCCUCCCACCGCCGGCUCAAAUUAAUCCUAUCGAGGAAGUGGUGGUGCCCUCUGUUCCGAAGAUGAUACAAAGUGUUCAGGAGGCCAAGCCUGUGGAGGUCUUGCAACCUGUUUCAGUAACAAAACCGAAUGAUUUCGUGCCACAGGAGGUUAAAGUGGAGGUUAUGCCACCGACAUUGCCGCCACCGCCGCAAGUAACACCCCAAACACCACAUCAAGUACUACCCCAAGUAAUAAAACAACCCCAAACAGUACCCCAAAUCCAACCAGAAACACAACCCCAAACACAACUCCAACUGCAACCCCAAGCUAUAAUUCCAACGCAGCUUCAAACUCAAAUCCUAACAAUACCCCAGACUCAAGCUCAAGCGCAACUACAACCGCAAUUGCAAACAAACCCACAAACUCAACCUCCAGUACAACACCCAGUAAUAGCACAAGCUCAGCCAGUGGUUAUGGUGGAAGCUCCAGUACUGGAAGCAAGUCUACCUUUAGUUCUGAACUCACCUGCGCAAACUUCGACACAGGUAAUAGCAAAUGUCAACACAGAAGAAUUACCUGCGGCAUUGCAGCCGGCACCUCACACAGAAGUCACACCUUUGUGUGUUGCGGCGGCGCAGCAGCAAAUUCCACAUCAACAAAUAUUGAACGAAUCACUCCCGGAUGACAUUGGCUCACCAGUGAAAUCGCCACAGAAACCAAACUGCGGUCGAAAGACGCCUGCUAAGCAACCACGAACAAGUGUCUCUGAAGAUUCCAAUGGUGCGAAUCAACAGCAGACGACGCCAACUACACCCACACCAAAUCCAACGCCUAAUCAAAAAACAGAAGAGAAGCGUGAGUCACGAAAACUGACGCGGGAAGAGCGUAAGAUGGAGGCAAUUCUUCGGGCAUUCGAAAAAAUGGAAAAGAACCAGCAGCGAAAGCAGGAGCUGAAGCAAGCCAAAACAGAUGUGUCAAAGCGCAGAAACAGCAAUUCCCCGAGUCCAAAGCGGAGCAACAGUGCAGAUGGUGGAGCUCCCUUCAAUUCCGGGCCGAAUUCAGUGAAGAAGAACGUUUCGAACUCGAUGAAGAAGAAGAAACGGAAGUCUCACAAGUCUUAUAAUAUAAACAGUCAUUCGCAACGGAAGCGUCGAAAGAGUCGCAUGAAUAGCAACGACUCUGAUGGCGCAGGAACUUCUGAGGAGUCUUCGUCAAUGCUGUCACCUACAAUUCAAGGGCUCCAGAAUUGCAUACCGCCCGGUGGAAUACCCACUCCGGAGUCAGUAGCCAAUAGGCAGUCCCAGCUGAUGUCACAACUCAUGGAAGGAGGAGAACCGGAAGGUCAGUUGCCUCCGGACGCGGCUAAUGUUGAUGCUGCCGCCGGCCUGCUUCUAGCCUUUGCGAAUCCCGACAAAGAAAUCAAUGUUCCACAGGAGGAAGAACCAAUUGAUAACAUCAAUCAAUUGAAGUCUCCUGAGAAACAAGAUCUUUCCGGGGAUUCCCGAACUAUUUCUCCGCCUGCUACUCCAACAAUUGUAAGUUCCACAUGUUUGUUAAUUGAGGCUGCCGUUGGGCCUUUGGAAAAUCUCCCCGAAUCUGCGGGACCCUCCGGAGAGUUUAAAUAUCCAGCUAAAACUAAAACAAAGAAGGUUCUCAUGAGCAAUUGGCUGAAUCAGUCUGGUGACUUUAUUCCAAAUCAAGAUCCAGAAUCAGGGGAAAGCCAAUCUGAGAUCCAGGAAGAUACUCAUCAACAUUACCAGCAUCUAGAAAUCCAGAACCAAGAGCUACAAUUGGAACAACAUCAGCAACAUGUGAUAGCUCCGGUUCAAUCAGUGGGACUGGACAGUCUGGUCCAAGCGGCGAUGUGUGAUUAUGGACAAGCACCAAUUGCAAGUCCUUCAUAUGUUUCUCAUAUAUCCAGCUGUGAAGAGCCCCAAAAUCUGAGUAUAGUGGCAAAGAAGGUGGAAGAGUUCAUUAAUCAAACUGAGGCGACGUCAAACAUCGUUGCACCACCACCACCACCAGUCGCACCACCAAUGACGACAACUCAAAGGAAUGCCUUGUCGCUACCCUUACAGGUUAGCACAUGCAGCAAUAACUCGUCUGUAAAGAAGCGCUGGCUGCGGCAAGCUAUUUCCGAGGAAACCGAUGAGAGCUCCACUCCAACUCCACUGUCAGGAGCAUCACCCCAACUUCCCAAUGGAUUUACAACUCCGUUGAAAAAGCGCCGAUUAAUAAUCAACUCCGAUGGUGCUACAGGCGAGGAUUGUACUCCAGAGGAUUCCACUCGAAGCUACUCAGAACAGGGAGGAGAAGGAGAAGCCUCUGUGAAGCAAGAAGAAGUCAGUGAAUUUAAAGAGGAACCGAAGCAGGAAGCUGACAUGGACGACGACGUAGAUAUUUUAAGAUCUCCCAGUCCAGGACAGAAGAUGGUAGCUGAGGAUAAUCUGGUGAAAAUUGAGCCGGAGGACAUGACUUCUGGGGAUGAUGUCAAGAUCGAUGUGGAGCGUGAAGAGAGCCGAGAAGGUGGUGGGGAGAGAUUCGAGUUUAAGGAAGAGGUCAAACAAGAAGAGAAUGCACCAAUAAUAAAAACCGAUGUAGUUUGUAAGAUGGAGGUGAAUAAGGAAACCGUUGUAAAGAUGGAGAAAAACGAAGCAGAAGAACAAGAACAUGUUGAAGUUGAGGAUCAUGUCAAAUCCGAAGAUGAAUACAUUGCCGUGUGUGAUGAGCCAGUUCCUGUUGCAGCCGCUACUGAAACUACUCCGCCUCCUCCACUCCAAGAGGUGAAAGAAGACGUUGUUGAAAUGAAAACCGAAGAAGUCCCUCCAGAAAGAUCUUCUACUGAACCCGUUCCACCAGUUAAAGUUGAAGAAGUCAAACCGCUGCCAGUGGUGGUGAAAAAAAGUGAAGACAAAAAGAAACACAGUAAAGCGGAGGACAAACCCAAACAAAGAAAGUCAUCAUCUUCAUCUUCGGCGUCCACACCACCAAUUGUCCCUAAGUUGGAUUCAUCAGCGGAAAAUGAAAAUAUCCCGGACGAACUGGCUGAUAUACAAGAGCGUCUUCAUUCAUUCCACAAAGAGAAUAUUAUGAUCUUGCAAUCUCGUAACAAAAAAUCUAAAUCACCCAAACAUUCCUCGUCCACAUCGACAACGACUACGUCCUCCUCGACAAAGACGUCGUCGCAUUCCUCCUCGCAAGGUGAUUCCACAAAGAAGACUUCAUCAUCAUCGUCGUCGUCUUCUUCGAAGAAGCCCAAAAAGGCCAGAAAAACGCCAAAGGGUGAAGGAGGAACUGAUAAAACCCCAGUCUCGUCAUCGAAGACAAAGAGUACUAAAAAAUCUUCUUCCUCCUCAUCGACGACGGUGGAGAAAGAAAAGGGAAAGAAACGCCAUCGAACUUCUUCCACUUCAUCAACCUCCUCGUCGAAGAAACGUCAAUUGAAUUUCGAACAUAUCGAUCAUGUGGUGGGUCAUCCUCAUCACAAACGCAGCAACAGCACAAGUAGCAGUAAAGAUGAAUGUUCUGCUGCUAAAAAGCGACGAGAGUCGAGUCGCAGCGACGAAUCACAUAAAUCAUCGUCGGGAGGAAAAUCUCACAAAACCUCGACGUCAAAUUCGAUGGCUUUGCUGCCUUUCACGGAGCAACCCGCACUAUUUGCUGCUGCCUCACAAGCGCCGUCAACGGUACAACCAGUUCCUGUGGUGCUCCCAGUUGCAACUCCUGCAACAGUAGCAACAGUUGCGACCCCUUUGCCUCAGAUGGCACCCCUUCUGACACAUGCUACGACAAAGGAAGAGCAGCAUCUUCAUCAUGCGGCGAUGACAAUCCCGUGCUUCAAUCACACACCAGUCGGUACAAUGCCAAUUGCUGGUUAUGUUGUGGCGAGUUCUACAUCCAUGCCACUCCCUCCAGCAACACAAGGCUAUGACAUGCAGACUUUGAUGAAAGUUCCUGCAUCUGCGGUUCCAGGUCAAACGGCGACAACACCUGGUGGCCACCAUUUGCCAUAUUAUAGCACCAUUUACGGCAAACUCUUAGAUGGGCCAUCAUCAACUUCGGCAGAGCCACCGGUUGCAGUUACUGCGACUACACCAUCUUCUUCGAUCACGACACCAACACCAACGCUAACGCCAACGAACCUUCUUCUUGCCGAGUACUUGGACACAAAGCCGAAAAGCUUUAGUUCAUUGGGAAGCUUUACAUCGCACUCGACGCUAUUUGGCGGUUUGAAUUCGGUAAACGCUUCAACUAAUUCGAUUGAACUAAUCUCAACAGCAGCAGCAGCGGUAGCAGCGGCGACAACAUCGCCAAUUUCGAAUGAUCAAACAUCUCCGAUAAUGGACGCAUCUGGUUCAACACGACUACAGACGACACCAUUAAAGAUGCUCACAAAAACCGCUAGUCACGAUCCUAGGUUAAAUCCAAGUUUAACAGCUCCCGAACCCCCACCAGCACCAAAGAGAAAGCUUUCAAUCAACGAAUACCGUAAGCGUAAGCAACAAUCAACCGACAGCAAUAUCGGAUCGCCAGAAAGUGGCGGCGGUGCAGUUGGUGGUGAGUCUUGUUCACACUCCUCAUCAUCAACAUCAACAACACCAGCAAUAAAAUCUAAUGGCGCACAGGGAGGUUCCUCGUCUGGAACAGCAAUAACAACGACCACACCCUCGGGGGCAAGUGAUAAUGUCUUCGAUAAGGCUUUCGAUGACUGCGAAAGGAGAAAUAAUCUUUGCAAUAGUAAAAUUGAUGAUACUCCCAAAGUACAAUUUAGUCCAGCUCCGACACUUUUGGAGAAACAACAGGAAAGUAUGUCGGAACGUUUGAAAUCGCUAAAGAGUAAACAAGCAUCGUCAGCAGCUUCAAUGGGAAUAUCAUCACUCUUAGACUCAGCUUCAUCAACGUUGAUUGGGUCAACGAAUCAUUUAAAUUUGCAUCGAGAUAAUUUCAUGUCUUCGUCAUUAAAUCGAACAAAUUCCGAUCUAGACAAUUGCCUAGAAUCCAUUUCAUCAUCUUCAACGUCAUUGGCAUCUUCGCGAGAAUCAACACCUGAACCCCGAGAGCAUCUAACACAACAUGCAUCCUUCAAUAAUAUUUCAACAACGAAAAACAAUGCAUGUUCUUCAUCUGCGUCUUUGUCGUCGUCUGUGUCAGCCUCAGCGUCAUCGUUGUCGUCGUUAUUGCCGAAUUCAACAACAACCACUUCGACUAUCUCAAGUAGCACGAGCGCGACACCAACUAUUACAACAAGUACCACCACCAAAACAACCACCACUGUAGUUUCGGAAAAUUGUCUAUCAUACUCUCCGAUUCUCGAUACAAGUGCUGAUAAUUUCGAUUCUCCAAUAGCAGAAUCCAUCGAACAACAAAAAGCCGCCGCAGCAUCUUCUUCACCCAAACAACAACAACAAUCAGACAAUUUAACAGAUACAGAUGGUGGUACAACUCUAGCACACGGUAAGAAAGAUUAAACAAAAA